CAGAGGUGCAGUUUCAAGCAAAGCCUGUACCAACCCAUGAAGAGGAUUUUUUUUUUUUUUUAUCACUGUCAGAACACGAUGUUUAAUCGAAAUGCGACUUAAAUAUUGACCAGGACCGAGGCGCAGAAUUCAACGCGGACUUUUCAGCCUCAUCACUUCAUCAGCACGGAAGAUUAAUUUUCUUUUUGGUGGACUUACGCACAGGAAUUCUCCUUUUGGUGUCUAUGCAGUACAUGCGUUUUUUCCCCUCUUUCAGCGCACUUGAAAAUGGACAGUUCGUCAUAUGACUCAUGCGUAAAAGCAGUUUUGUCGCUUGAUGAGAGCUCCACGGAUUUAUACCACUAAUUCCCUGUUGUGAGGGGGUUCAGCAUGUUUUCACAGAUCUGUCGACCACAACGUUUCGUCCGCUGCAGCAGACCCGAGGAUGUGCUCUGCCUGAGAAGAGUGAAAUAGGCUGAGGCACUUGUUAGAAUUAUAGCCCUCACACCAUGAUAUAAUUUACGCACGAGAGAGAUAAUCAUCGUCCAAACACUUUUCCUGAACAUUUUAAUGAGAUGAGUCAUUUGCAUAUUCUCUCCAGUUCUCUCUGACGAACAUCCUCGUGCGUAAUUAUCAAGGUCCUUAUUAGACAUAGUAAAACUCAACAGGUACAAUGCAAACCAAGGAGAUGGAUUUAAUACAAUUAACUGCUGUGUUCCUCUUGUUCUGGGUCGGCACCGAGGCUGUUAUCAACCUCAAGUAUGGAAUAAACGAGGAGAUGAAGCCCGGGUCAGUGAUUGGAAACGUGACAAAGGACGCGCUAAAGCAAGGAUUUCAGAUUGCACCGCAGCCCCCCUACUUGAGGGUUAUUUCCAAUUCAGAACCGCGAUGGGUGGAACUCAGUCCUGCCGGAAUCCUUACAACCCAGAUGAAAAUAGAUCGGGACGUAGUUUGUCGACAGAACCCAAAGUGCAUUAUUUCCCUCGAAGUGAUGUCAAACUCCAUGGAAAUCUGUGUCAUCAAAGUUGAAAUUGAGGAUUUGAACGACAACGCGCCCAGAUUCCCAACCAGCCACAUUGACAUUGAAAUUUCAGAAAAUGCCUCCCCUGGUACCAGGUUUCCCCUAGAGGGGGCAAGCGAUCCGGACUCGGGGAUCUUUGGAGUGCAAUCAUAUUCUAUCACUCCAAAUGAGCUUUUCGGGCUGGAAAUAAAGACGAGAGGGGACGGGUCCAAAAUCGCAGAGCUUGUUGUGCAAAAAUCGUUAGACAGAGAGACACAGUCUCACUAUUCAUAUGAAAUCAGCGCAGAAGAUGGAGGAGACCCUCCUAAGAUAGGCGCGGUCCAGUUAAACAUAAAAGUAAUUGAUUCUAAUGACAAUAACCCGGUGUUUGACGAGCCGGUGUACACGGUCAACGUGAUGGAGAAUUCCCCCAUUAAUACAUUAGUCAUAGACCUGAACGCCACGGAUCCCGACGAAGGCACAAACGGAGAGGUGGUUUACUCCUUCAACAGUUACGUCACCGAGAAAACGAGGGACGCUUUCAAAAUUGACCCCAGAACCGGGAUCAUCACCGUCAACGGGGUUUUGGAUUACGAGACGACGCAAAUAUACGAGAUCGACGUGCAGGCGAAAGAUUUAGGUCCCAACUCCAUACCAGCUCACUGCAAAGUCACAGUGAACGUGAUGGACACGAACGACAACCCACCUGUCAUUAGUUUACUCUCACUGAACACGGAGAUGGUGGAAGUUAGUGAGAACGCGCAGCGGGGAUAUGUCAUCGCGCUGGUGCGGGUGUCGGAUAAGGAUUCCGGGGCAAACGGGAAAGUGCAGUGCAGGCUGCAGGGCAAUGUUCCUUUCAGAUUACAAGAAUAUGAGAGCUUCUCCACUAUACUUGUUGAUGGCAGGCUGGACAGAGAGCAAAAGGACACGUACAACCUGACCAUCCAAGCGGAAGACAGCGGCAUCCCCCCGUUACGCGCCACGAAAUCUCUGGUUGUAAAAGUCACGGAUGAAAAUGACAACCCUCCCCACUUUCUUAAGCCGCAUUAUCAAGAAAUGGUGAUGGAAAACAACCUCCCCGGUUCGUGUCUGCUUGCGGUAUCCGCAGAGGACCCGGACCUGGGGAUGAAUGGCACAGUUUCAUAUUCGAUCGUCCCCGGAGAGAUUAAGCACAUGGAUGUAAACACAUAUGUCAGCAUAAACCCGUCGGGUCGCAUUUACUCCAUGAGAUCCUUCGAUCACGAAUACACGAGGACUUUUGACUUUAAAGUUUUGGCCAGGGACAAUGGUAAUCCCUCCUUAUCGAGUAACGCCACCGUGCGCAUCGUGGUGCUGGACGUCAAUGACAACACGCCUGUCAUGACAAACCCUCCUCUGGUCAACGGGACGGCGGAGGUCUCCAUCCCCAGGAACGCCGGGGUGGGCUACAUGGUGACCCAGGUGAAGGCUGACGACUACGAUGAGGGGGAGAACGGGAGGCUGACCUACACCAUCUCGGAGGGGGACAGGGCUUUUUUUGAAAUCGACCAGGUGAACGGAGAGGUGCGCUCCACGAGGAUGUUUGGAGAAAACGCCAAGUCCACCUACGAGAUCACGGUGGUGGCGAGAGACCACGGCAAGCCCUCCCUGUCCGCCUCGGCCUACAUCGUGGUGUACCUCUCCCCGGACCUGAACGCACAGGAGCCUAUUGGAGCUGUCAACCUGUCCCUCAUCUUCAUCAUCGCCCUGGGCUCCAUCGCCGCCAUCCUCUUCAUCACCAUGAUUUUUGUGGCGGUGAAAUGCAAACGGGACAACAAGGAGAUCCGGACCUACAACUGCAGUUUCUUCUACUUGCGCAGGGUGGCGGAGUACUCAUAUGGCAACCAGAAGAAGUCCAGCAAGAAGAAAAAGCUGAGCAAGAAUGACAUCCGCUUGGUGCCGCGAGACGUUGAGGAGACAGACAAGAUGAAUGUGGUGAGUUGCUCAUCUCUCACCUCCUCGCUCAACUACUUCGACUACCACCAGCAGAGUCUGCCGCUGGGCUGCAGGCGCUCCGAGAGCACCUUCCUCAACGUGGAGAACCAGAACUCACGCAAUGCAGCUCCCAACCAUGGCUAUCAACACCCGUUCACAGGGCAGGGCCACCAGCAGCCAGACCUCAUCAUCAACGGCAUGCCACUGCCAGAGACGGAGAAUUAUUCCAUCGACUCCAGUUACGUGAACAGCAGAGCCCACCUCAUUAAAAGGCCCCCAUGUAGCACAUCGACAUUCAAGGACCUGGAGGGGAACAGUCUGAAGGACAGCGGCCACGAGGAGAGCGACCAGACCGACAGCGAACACGAUGUCCAGAGAGGACACUAUGUUGACACGGCUGUCAAUGACGUGCUGAACAUGACUGUCCCCCCCAAUGUUUGCCAGCUGCCGGACCAAGAUCCCAGUGAGGGUUUCCACUGCCAGGACGAGUGUCGCAUCCUCGGCCACUCCGACCGCUGCUGGAUGCCUCGCGUUCCCAUCCCGGCGCGCGCCAAGUCGCCGGAGCACGGCCGCAACGUCAUUGCCCUGUCCAUCGAGGCCACCACAGUGGACGUGCCGCAUUACGAGGACGGCACGACCAAGAGGACUUUUGCCACCUUUGGCAAGGAUGGGCCGGAGGACGUGGAGCGGGGAGAGAUGAAGGGAAAGUGGACUCAGGAGUCUCAGGUGUGCAGCCCCAAGGCCAAUGGAGGGGCUGUCCGCGAAGCUGGCAACGGGCGCGAGGCGGCCAGCCCCAUCACUUCCCCCGUGCACCUGAAGAGCCCAGUAUCCAAACCCUCGUCUGCCUACAACACACUGAAAUGCCGCGACGCAGAGCGGAUUGCCAACCACAGCCUGCUGCGGCAGCCGGAGGGGAAGGACAGUGAGCCGGCUGUCAGGGAGAUCAACACGCUUCUCCACGACGGCCGGGACAAGGAAUCCCCCAGCAGCAAGCGCCUGAAGGACAUUGUGCUUUAGCGAGCUUCUCUAGGACACACGCACACACACACACACACAUGCAGUGUAAACUCACAUAUAUAUACCCCGCAAUAGCUGUGUGUACACAGAGGAAAGCCAGGCUGUGGAAGUAGAGAGAGAGAGAGAGAGAGACACACCCAUUUGCAGUAUACAAAAAUUCAAGAACCAGCUUGGGCUGACAACGGCGGACUGUAGAACGCUGCAGCUAGUUGUGCGCUCGAGCCCAGAUAGUGGAUGUGGCUUUGUUGUAGUCGCAGUACUUUUUCCUCGUUUGCUUUUCGUUCGGUUUUUCUUUCUAUCGGUCUGCAAAGAGUGGACAGGCAGGUUACUGUUGACUGCAUGGACACGGCCAGUGGAGCUCUCCAGCCCUCCAGCCAAAGCAGGACACUUCCAUGUUUGGACACCCGAGGUGCCAGAUCAUACGUACAGUUAUGCCUUUUGAACUACUUUUGUAUCACAAACUGACAUUUGCCUUCUUUGGUUUUUGCAGUCUGUUUUAGCUGCCAAAAUCGCUCUUUGUUCCUUUGUAUAGUGAGCUCCAUCACUGUAAUAAAGACACACACAUGCACACACACACACACGCAAACACAGGAUUCAUCCAAAAAUAUUGUCGAUUAAUCCUUCAGCGGUCUUCAGAGCGUCCAGGAGGAGGAAGGAGAGGCUUCCCGGCCUCGUUCUCGACCCUCUUUUUUUCCCGGCUAAUGAGAGAAACUUGUCUCUGCGUAUCUGUGAGGACGUCCCGGCGUCACCGGACUGCGAGGUCUUCGCGGUAUUUAUAUUUUAUCACGGACGGAGCUAAACGAACUCUCACUAUCUGCCAAGCCGCUCUGAACCCUGGAAGUGGGAAAGACAGAGCCUUGUGUUCAAAUCCAGUUGUAUGAAGAAGAAAAAAAAAAAAAAGAGACUUACUGCUUUUGAAAUCUCCUGUGCCCAACCUUGAUUGUAGCCAGUGGAGCACAAACUAGAACCUUGUGCUUUGGUCUUGUACUUUUUUUGACUUUUGACUAUGGGGCUAGGAUAGAAGGGAUCGUCACUCAUGUCUUGCUAUGUGAAACUCUGUAUAGGGUUUACUAUUAUCAUUUUUAAUAACCUGUUGUUAUGUGACAAUCCCUUUAAUGUUUUGUUUCAAGAGAAAAAAAAAAAAAUAAACAUUGGUGUUCAACUGAAGCUACAGUAGCGUUUGUUACACAAACACAAAAAUAAAAAAAACAUAUAUGCCAAAAUAUAUUUUAUAAAUAAUUUAAAAAUGUAUAAUGAGAAUAUUUAAUGCUGUGUAGUUAUUUUAUGAGUAAGUUAUACUUGAAAUUAACUUGCUUUUGUUCAUUUGUCUUUUGCUUUUUAUAUUGAACCUGAUUUCUUUUUUUAUUUUCAAAAUGGAACUUGGAUUCUUCUUCUUCUUCUUUUUUUUUUUUUUUUUUUUUGUUUACUGUGUGAUCCCUGGCAACUGUUGACUUGCAGUCUACCUUGUUGUAAAGAGUUUCUUAUUGGUCAGUUCUUGUGCCAUCCAGUUUCUGUGUGGGCUACUAGAAAAUGUUAAAAAAAGACAAAAAAAAUGAAAAAAAAAGUCAAAAAAAGCGAUUUCAGCACCAACAUUAGUGUGUCAGUUCAAUGAGCUUAGAGUGAGAUAGCAAAAGAAACCAAAAAA
Salarias fasciatus (jewelled blenny) is the source of this 5594-nucleotide messenger RNA. It is a transcript of the gene pcdh19, whose product is annotated as protocadherin 19. Gene Ontology annotation, biological process: homophilic cell-cell adhesion. The transcript has 5 exons. Gene Ontology annotation, molecular function: calcium ion binding. The record is from RefSeq and is a predicted model, not a curated record. The coding region runs from base 653 to 3949 and encodes 1098 amino acids. Gene Ontology annotation, cellular component: plasma membrane. NCBI's taxonomy places the organism in Eukaryota, Metazoa, Chordata, Actinopteri, Blenniiformes, Blenniidae.